AUGCCUUUUGAGUUUUGGGCACUGGUUGUUUGCUUGCACCUGGCUCCAUCGCCGAGUCUCCUGCCAUCUCCUACCGCCUCCCUCGGCACCGAACCAUGCCCUCCCCUGAUGCCACCCGAGACUUGGGAGGCCCUCGGGCGCUUCGCGGAUAUUGGGCUCACCGAGAUAACCGUGCUGGCCAUCAUGGUGAACCACGGAAGGCUUGGAUCAACCUUCUUCGCACGUCUCCGCCUUAUCUAUAACCCGCGAUCCUUGAAACAAUAUGAGGAUAAUGAACUGCCUGGCCACAAGGCCGCGUGGUAG
Messenger RNA from Colletotrichum spaethianum, 303 nucleotides. RefSeq lists its product as uncharacterized. The transcript has a single exon. The record is from RefSeq and is a predicted model, not a curated record. Lineage: Eukaryota; Fungi; Ascomycota; Sordariomycetes; Glomerellales; Glomerellaceae. Bases 1 to 303 code for a protein of 100 amino acids.